GCGGUGUUAAGGUUAAGUGGCCGUCUGCGGGGAGGAAAGUUGUUUCCUUACGAGAUGUGAAAAAGGGCGUUUGCGUUUGUCGUUGGAAAAGAGAAAAAGACUACACUACUAGAUCACCACGUGGCUCAUGCGUCCGCCUUGUCUUGAUGCGUUUCUCUGCGGUGUGCUUCUCUCUGCCGUUCAACCACCGCAUCUCACGAUCCCUUCGCCGUUAAGCAGGGAUCCAGUCUCAGAGCUGUCGGCGAUGUGCCAUUUCGACUUGUCCGAGCUUCUCUUCAUGCAUUCUUCUUGCUCUCUCUACGUCCCGUGCUCAACAAACCCUCAGGUCUCAUUGAUGGGCAACGUCGUACGUGCGUCCGGCAACAACUCGUCACACGGCCCUGAGCAGGGGAUACCCAGACUUACAUCAUUCACACCAUUCACACCAUUCACACCCUACCCUCUGGUGUUUACAAGAGCACUUCGACCUUCCCAUCAACAGUUCAACGUCCGUGCUCUUCUCCCUCGGUUUCCCAAAGAGGGUGCCGACUGUCUGGGACUGCCGACUUCACUGUUUCUAAUCGCCGACUCCAGCGGGCUUAAGCACGCAAGUCACACCACAAAGUCGGCACCCCCAGACCCUUCUUUCCCCUAGUCAUGAGUCCCAUGAGCCCAUGGUCUGUCCGUCCGUCCGUCUGUAUGUUCAUUCGAGAGGCGGAGAACCUCCCCUACGUCUACCCAGCACUGGACACUCUUGGAACCGCGAACCCGGCCGCCGCCGACUCUAGGAGCCACGCCCUCUGAGCCUCUGCCUGGGGAUCAGAGGCGGCGUCGUCGUUGUUUCGACCUUCUACGAAACCGACGUGGUCCGUCCUUCCUUCACAUACCCUCAGGCUUCCCCAGAGUUUGCCCAAGGGGCCGUUUAGACUCAGCCUUACCCUCCCCGAUCCCGGACCC
Molecule: messenger RNA, 936 nt
Organism: Colletotrichum acutatum
Lineage: Eukaryota; Fungi; Ascomycota; Sordariomycetes; Glomerellales; Glomerellaceae
Exons: 2
Coding region: 128-634 (168 amino acids)
Source: RefSeq, a predicted model, not a curated record